UGGAAGGCGGCGGGAUCCAUGGCUGUGUUUGAGCAGAUGAGAGCCAACGUGGGCAAGUUGCUCAAGGGCAUCGACAGGUACAAUCCUGAGAACCUGGCCACCCUGGAGCGCUAUGUGGAGACACAGGCUAAGGAGAAUGCUUAUGACUUGGAAGCCAACCUCGCUGUCCUGAAGCUGUACCAGUUCAACCCAGCCUUCUUUCAGACCACAGUCACUGCUCAGAUCCUGCUGAAAGCCCUCACCAACCUGCCUCACACUGACUUCACUUUGUGCAAGUGUAUGAUUGACCAAGCACAUCAAGAAGAACGGCCGAUCCGACAGAUACUCUACCUCGGAGACCUGCUGGAGACCUGCCACUUCCAGGCCUUUUGGCAAGCCUUGGAUGAGAACAUGGACCUCUUGGAGGGCAUUACAGGCUUUGAAGACUCUGUCCGGAAAUUUAUUUGCCACGUCGUCGGCAUUACUUACCAACAUAUUGACCGCUGGCUGCUGGCUGAGAUGCUCGGGGAUCUGACAGACAGCCAGCUCAAGGUGUGGAUGAGCAAGUAUGGCUGGAGCGCCAAUGAGUCGGGCCAGAUCUUCAUCUGUAGCCAAGAAGAGAGCAUUAAGCCCAAGAACAUUGUGGAGAAGAUUGACUUUGACAGUGUGUCCAGCAUUAUGGCCUCUUCCCAGUGACUUUGCAGCAGUAUAAUAAAGAUUUGUUGACUUAG
Messenger RNA from Elephantulus edwardii (Cape elephant shrew), 710 nucleotides. RefSeq names its product eukaryotic translation initiation factor 3, subunit K (gene EIF3K). The coding region runs from base 19 to 675 and encodes 218 amino acids. The transcript is spliced from 8 exons. The record is from RefSeq and is a predicted model, not a curated record. NCBI's taxonomy places the organism in Eukaryota, Metazoa, Chordata, Mammalia, Macroscelidea, Macroscelididae. Gene Ontology annotation, cellular component: eukaryotic translation initiation factor 3 complex; cytoplasm. Gene Ontology annotation, biological process: regulation of translational initiation. Gene Ontology annotation, molecular function: ribosome binding; translation initiation factor activity.